Messenger RNA from Spirodela intermedia, 1130 nucleotides. Lineage: Eukaryota; Viridiplantae; Streptophyta; Magnoliopsida; Alismatales; Araceae. The record is from the annotation of a GenBank genome assembly.
AUGGCGGCCACACGCAGCGUCUCUCUUUCUUUUCUCCUCGUUCUCUUCCUGUACAUAUGCACGGCACACGCGCAGCUGACAGCGAACUUCUACUCGUCGAGCUGCCCCAACCUGCAGACGAUCGUACAAAGUUCCGUGCAAACGGCCGUCGCGAAUGACCCCCGCUUGCCCGCCUCCCUUCUCCGCCUCUUCUUUCACGACUGCUUCGUUCGGGUAAACGCACGCACAGACUCUUGUAGAUGACGGACCGCCGGUCCCUCUCCACGCCGUUGCAACGGAUCUAAUGCCGCCGCACGUGUGAUCCUGCAGGGCUGCGAUGCGUCGGUGCUUCUAGUCGACACCGCGACCUUCGUUGGCGAGCAGAGCGCCGGCCCAAACAUAAACUCCAUUCGCGGCAUGGAUGUCAUCGAGGAAAUCAAGUCUGCCGUCGAGGCAUCGUGCAACGGCACUGUGUCCUGCGCCGAUAUCCUGGCCCUCGCCACCAGAGACGGCGUUGUCCUGGUGAAUUCUUCGCCUCGACAUGGUUGGGAUCGUCCCCGUCGAACGAAUUCAAAGUCUAAACAUAGUAGACUCACUCCUCCAUGCAGAGCGGAGGACCCUGGUGGACGGUGCCCCUCGGGCGGCGGGACGCCACAACGGCCAGCCUGAACGAAGCCAACAUCAACCUCCCUGGUCCAUCGUUCAGCCUCUCUGCCCUCACAACCAGGUUCGCCAACAAGGGCCUGAGUUUGCAGGAUCUCGUGGCCCUCUCCGGCGCGCACACCAUCGGCCUUGCCCGCUGCUUCUUUUUCCGAACCAGCGACAUCAACAUUGAUCCCAACUUUGCCGCGUCAGUCCAGGAGAACUGCCUCCAGUCCGGCGGCGGCAACAGCUUCUCGCUGCUCGACGUCUCCACCCCGAGGGUCUUCGACAAUGCCUACUACAGAAAUCUCGUCUCCCUCCGGGGUUUCCUCCACUCCGACCAGGAGCUCUUCAAUAACGGCUCCGCGGAUCCUAUCGUCCAAAGCUACGUGGCCAGCAGCUCCGUCUUCUUCAGAGACUUUGCGGCGGCUAUGGUAAAGUUAGGCAACAUCAGCCCCCUAACCGGCCCGAGCGGCGAGGUUAGGCGAGCCUGCAGCAGGGUGAACUAA